Messenger RNA from Cotesia glomerata, 1505 nucleotides. RefSeq names its product L-lactate dehydrogenase. The coding region runs from base 182 to 1180 and encodes 332 amino acids. Gene Ontology annotation, biological process: carboxylic acid metabolic process. The transcript is spliced from 5 exons. NCBI's taxonomy places the organism in Eukaryota, Metazoa, Arthropoda, Insecta, Hymenoptera, Braconidae. Gene Ontology annotation, molecular function: L-lactate dehydrogenase (NAD+) activity. The record is from RefSeq and is a predicted model, not a curated record. Gene Ontology annotation, cellular component: cytoplasm.
AGGUGACCUUCUAAACCAGAAAGUUGCUAACACUCUCGAACGCCGGUCGUAUUUACCUGAAUAUUUUAUUUUUUGAUAUUUAAAUUCAAAUAUAUUUAAAUAAUUGAAAAGUAUUAAAUUGUUUAAUUUAUCUCAAGUUUUAUCUCAUCAAGAUCUACAGUCUCUAUUUUUCAUAAGCAAAAUGACAACACUCAAAGAAAAAUUACUGAGCGUAGUAAAGGAGCCCUCAGGAAAUGGCAAAAACAAAAUAACCGUGGUCGGUGUUGGCCAAGUAGGAAUGGCCUGUGCAUUCAGUAUUCUCACAAAAUAUGUUUCAAGCGACGUCGUCUUGAUUGACGUGAUGGCCGACAAGUUGAAAGGCGAGAUGAUGGAUCUGCAGCACGGAAGCGCUUUUCUUAAAAAUUCCCGUGUGAACGCGAGCACCGAUUACACCGCAAGCGCGGGAUCCAGUAUCUGUAUCGUCACCGCGGGUGCAAGACAACGCGAAGGGGAAACCCGUUUGAACUUGGUUCAACGCAACACCGACAUUUUCAAAGGGAUCAUUCCUCAGCUGGUCAAGCACUCUCCCAACUGCAUUCUGCUGAUCGUCUCAAACCCCGUUGACAUCUUGACCUACGUUGCCUGGAAACUGUCCGGGUUCCCCAAGAAUCGCGUUAUUGGUUCCGGCACCAACUUGGACUCUGGAAGAUUCAGAUUUUUGCUGUCCCAAAGGUUGAGCGCUGCUCCCACUUCUUGCCACGGAUGGAUCAUUGGAGAACACGGUGACACCAGUGUUCCAGUUUGGUCAGGAGUUAACGUUGCUGGAGUCCGUCUUCGUGAUCUUGAUCCGAAAGUUGGUACUGAAGAUGACCCAGAAAACUACGGAGACAUCCACAAACAAGUGGUCUCAAGCGCUUACGAAGUCAUCAAGCUAAAGGGAUACACUUCGUGGGCGAUCGGUCUCAGUGUCGCUAAUCUUGCGUCGGCAAUGUUGAGAAACUCUGGUCAAGUUCACGCCGUAUCGACCAUGGUUAAGGGAUUCCAUGACAUUAAAGAAGAAGUAUUUUUGUCUGUACCCUGUAUUUUAGGCUUGGAUGGAGUAACUUCGGUAGUCCAACAAAAAUUAACCGAAGACGAAAAAGGACUUCUGUUAUCUUCUGCUAAAACUAUGCACCAAGUCCAAACAAACUUGAAAUAUUAAUGAUAUAGUUAUAUUAAAAGAUAAUUAUAUAUUUAUUGUGUUAAUCGCAUAAUUGAUUAAAAGGUCUAUUUACUGUUUACAAAAGUAUCAGCCAGAAUACCUGAGAUCUGCAUUAUUUAAAAGUCUGAUGUUAUUAAUGAGAACAGAAUAUUUUUGAAGCAAUCUUUAACUAUUUCCGAAUCAUAAAAAUACCUCAAACUUACAGUAUAAAUCAUAAUUAUAAUAUUUUGUACACCUUUGGUGCAUUUUAAUCUAUGUAUUUAUUGUAAUAAUAUAAGUGUGAUAUCAAUAAAGUAUUUGUGUGAAUAUUUAACAACAAAAACAA